AUGGUCCUUAUGGACAGGAAGCAAAAACCCUUCCCCGUGUUGAGCCUGAUGCCACAGGGUCAAAAAGUCUCGGUUCUCCAAUGCAGAGUGGGAGGAACACCCAGGCAGCAAAUAAUAAGGGAUUUGGCCCAGGAGCUGGCGGUGUUCCCAAUGGACAGGGUGCUAAAAGCAAUGGGUACAUUGGCGGACCCGGGAGCUACCUUGGAGCAAACCUGGGCGCUGGGGGCUAUGGAGCAGGCCUGGGACAGGGAGCGUACCUGGGUGCUGGAGCUGGCAAACUCGGAGCAUGUCCCUCUAACUCUUUCUUUCUUUAAAAAAACAAAACAAAAAAACAUCCCAGCAGCUGGUCUCGGACAGGGUGGGUAUCCUCAAGGUGUUGCAGGAAAGACAGCUGGCUAUGGUGAUGGAGCGGCGGGAUACGCUGGUGCUGGGGCCGUCAACAGCUUGGGUGCAGAUGCAACCGCUGAUUCAAAAGCGCUGUCUACAGGUUAUGGGACUGAUUACGGCGCUGGCAGCAAUGGCUAUGGAGCCGGCCUCGGUGCAGGAGGUUAUGGUGGGCAGGGCCAAGCGGCCUUAGGGGCUCUCGGCGCAGGAAUGGAAUCAACCGGUGGCAAAUAUGGUGGAGUUGGUCAGCCCCCAUAUGGUGGAGCUCCAGUGAUUCCUACUGGCCUGGAUGGUGAUGGUGGCUACCCGUACAGCGCUCAGCAUCUCAGCCUGGGAGCCGACGCCGGUAAAACCAGCAAAUAUGGCUAUGCCGGACAACUGGGCACGGGUCAAGACGCCUAUGGAGGGCAGGGUGGCAAAUAUGGCGGACUCAACGGUCUUGGAAAUGGAUACAAAGCGUCAUGA
Molecule: messenger RNA, 849 nt
Organism: Myripristis murdjan (pinecone soldierfish)
Lineage: Eukaryota; Metazoa; Chordata; Actinopteri; Holocentriformes; Holocentridae
Product: spidroin-1
Exons: 15
Coding region: 1-849 (282 amino acids)
Source: RefSeq, a predicted model, not a curated record